CAUGGGUCAUCACGUUGUCUAGCGUACGGCUAGCAACGUAGUUGCGAUGAUCUCAGAGUGAACAGGAAGUCUUCUGGUUCUCAGUAGCUCUUCACUUCCGGCGGACUCAAAAAAUAGAACAGGGUUGGCACUUAGUUUGAGUUUGUCAAACAGGUAUUCUUGAUAUUCGUUGAUGCUAGCAUAUGCCGUCGUUGAAUCUGGUAUGUCGUGCUGACAGGUGGAUAGGAGGACUGUCGGAGACGCCCGAGCGGGACAGUAUUUGGCUUCAAUAAGUUUGUUAUUAGCGCGCCACUAUCUUAAUCUUGUAGAUGCAUGAUUAUUUUUUAUUUCUUGAAAAUGCAAGAAAUGAGGUACACCCGCAUUGUAGUCAUUGUUGAAGUAUGGAAUGAGUGGUGCUUGUGAGAGAGACCCUUUUCCGCCACGGUCCGCUUCAACAUGAUGAUGAUUUUUAAAUCCACUGGGUACAGGCCGAUCGAUCAUGAAUGAAUAUACUUAUAAGAAUGUUGGUGCCUUCGAUUGCUUUUUUACACAAUAAAUCCUGAUGGCUUGUUGUUCUCUUGAUUGAUUUCUAUUUCUUGCUCUCCUCAUGCCUGGAUCGCGAGACUGAGCAAGGCAACCAGACUUUGCAUACUCAUUUCUUUCUUGAAUCUCCCUCAAACCUAUGUAUAAGCUCUGCCACUUUUCUCGCGCUUACCAGGUUGUUUCUUGUUGAAUGUCGACUACCAUUUUCCUUUUCGUUGUCUCGGUCGUUUUGUAAUGUGGUGCGGGGACUUUGCCGCUGACUAACACUCUUGCCUGAUAAAGACGCUCAUUUCUAUGCACGACCCGAACAGACCUACACGUUAUCUCUCGCGAAGCCGCUGCAUCUAGCACAUUGGCAUGAGUGAGGCUCUUCAGCUUGCGCUUGAACUUGUAGGCGAAGUAGCAGAAGUUAGGAUGAGCUGUCGUUCCACCGUGUCACAAACGCAAAUAGAUUUGUAGUCACGCCAGGACAUCGCCAUGAUUAUCUAUUAUGGAUAUUCAAUUGGAAUCGGACGGUGAUCCAAUAAAAAUAGAAGAAUGAAGAUAUCAUGUAAUAAGUAAACCAGACAGGAUUUUCACGCCUGCCAGUUGUCGAGCUGCCGCGCUCGCCCGGUGAUUGCUUUUUAAUCCUCGCCAAGGAAACACGCAUCAUGUGUUAUGGGGCAUUAUCCGACCAGAAUGAUCAUAGUUACUCGAAGGAGUUGCUUUUUCAAGAAGAUAAGUAUUUAUCUAGUACUAUUUCAAAUCCUAGACCUACUUACAACAUACUAGCAGGGAUAAGUAUGGCA
This is a messenger RNA of Amoebophrya sp. A25, 1310 nucleotides long. The record is from the annotation of a GenBank genome assembly. NCBI's taxonomy places the organism in Eukaryota, Dinophyceae, Syndiniales, Amoebophryaceae.